AGCUGUUUGUAUAUAUUUCUCAACAAAAAUCAGAACUUUCUUUUUUUCCUGUUAAGUAAAAUUAUUAUUGAUUGUUAUGGGUUAAUAGAAUGAAUUUGAAUUGAAUUUAAUGUUUUUAAUAACAUAAUAAUUUCGAAAUCCAUUGGGAUACUAUUAAAUUAUGUACAAACAUUAAAAUUUCUGUGUUAAUAUUUUGUGAUGAAUGUGAAUCCACUUAAACCUAAAUCUGCAGUGGACAGAGUCGCCUAAAUGUCUGUCGUCAUGACAACCACAUCUCGAGGCAGAAGUCGAUGGCUUAUAUUUUUCUACAAAUAAUAUAAAUUAUAGUAAGUAUUGAUAUUUGCGAAAUGGGCGAAGAAAUUCAAACAAGUGAUAGCGAUUUAGUAUUCGAGUCAAUAGAAAAUGAAUCCGAAAUAAAAUGUCAAUUUUUAAAAUGUAAUCUCAAAGAAAACGGGACUUCUAGUGCCGAAAGUGCGGAAUCGAAUGAAACUCAAGUUAUUAAGGAUGUUUCCUAUUGUGAUAAUGAAUAUGCUCAGUCUAAAGUUUCAGACUGUGUUGAUGAAAACAUACAGGAAAUACAACUGGCAAAUAAUAUUUUUGCUAAGCAAAAUGAAGAAGGUAAUUGGCUUUUAAGAUGGGACAUUCAAAGAAGAAGUGAAAAAGAUUUUAUAGCGCUUUGUUAUGAAGAUUCUAAUAGUGUCGAGGAGUGUCUCGUUAGGCAAGAAAUUAGGGGUCAAGAACAAAGUACGAUGUGGCUUUUGGAUAUACCUCAAACACAUAAUGACUGCGAAAAAUUAUUAUGUUUUCGUUACUACGACGGAACGUCUUUGGAUUAUAUAGCUCAAUCGGAUCCUUUAAUAAUCAAACAUCCCGUAAAUAAAAUUAAAAAAUUCAUCAAAAUCAAAAAACAGAAGUGUAAUGGUAUAGAAAACGAUGCGUUUCAAGAUGAAAACGAUAUUAUUCAAUCCCCUCAGUUGAAACCUUCAAAUUCGUUGGAAAAUUUGGAUAGUUCGGAACAAAUAAUAUCAGGAGCAAAGAAAAAAUCACCAAACGGCUUGCACAUGAAUACGUUGGGAGGAACCAAGAAAAAAAUUCGAUCGAAAAAUAGUCCAAAAUCGCCGAAAUCUCCUAGUAAGGAUUAUUAUCAGAUUUGGGACGCUUCGUCUUCACCGUCACCCGAAUCGGAAGAUAACGCUUGUGGUUUGGACUUUCCAACUGAACCUAUAGCUCCUCCAUUGCCUCCAAGAACUCUCCACAAGCGUCUAGAAAGGUGUCACGCUUUGGGUACCCCGUUUACACCUCCUGUUGUUUUAAGGCAACAUAAACCUAAGAAAAUUCAGAUGUUAGAAGAUACUUUCGGAUUUGAAUUGAUCGAUACCGAUGAGGAACAUAAAUCAGUUGGUACGACUUCCACCUUCGAAGUAGAUAUAGUAUCCAAUGCCAACCUCAAAGUAAAAGCAGGCUUAAUAGAAAACGGCACAAAACUUAUCGGCUGUGAUAAUUACAUUAGUACAGUGUUAAGCAAAAACCGAGAUAUUGAAUCUAGUCCACCCAAUACUCAUUUACCUAUAGAAAAGAAAGAUAGUCAAAGUUCAGUUUCAACUCAAAGUAGCGGAUCUACAUCUGGAUCUAACGGAUCUACAUGCUUAAAUGGAUCAAUAGAGGCUGUAGAAGGAAAUGCUAAUACUGAAUUGGUUAAUAAACCUCACAAACCAUUAUCUAGAUUAUUGCAGGAAGUUGAAGCAGGACAUGAUGAAGUGUUCCAUACACCAUUACAUAGACCAAGAACUGAAUGUAAAGAAUUAAUAAGACCUCAACUAAAAGCGUUCCAAAGGGUGGCCCAUACAGUUCCCUGCAGUACAGAUCCAUUAGUCUGCCCACCAACGCCUACGCAUCAUGCAAAAAAAUUAAGAGCUCCAGAACUCCGACCUCCUAAUCUCAAAUCUACCGAUUCACCUGAUGAUGUAAAUGGCGAUACAGAUUGUAGAGAUAAUACAGCAGGUGAUGAUCCUGAUAUGGAAACUUUAAUGAUAAGAUUGAAACCUAUUAUGGGUUUAGACAGAGAAGAAACUAGGGAAGCCAAUGGUGAAGCUAGUGGUGGAAUGCCUUUACCUUUGCAGAGAAUAAAUACCACAAGGCUACCUUCAAUUCCAGAAAGAACUCACAGAGCUCUCAUUUUAACAAAAAUGGAAGGGGAUGAAGAACCUUUACCACCCUCAUGGGAAGCACGAAUGGACAGUCACGGUCGAGUAUUUUACAUCGAUCAUGCUACCCGUACAACUUCUUGGACCCGUCCUGGAGGGAGUACUAGUUCAAUUCCACCAGCAGCCGCAGAACAACAUCGAAGACAACUAGAUAGGAGAUAUCAAAGUAUAAGAAGAACAAUAAGCUCUAAUAGAUUAGAUACCGGAGAUAUUUUAACUACAGCUCCUCCUGGUUGUCGCUUGUUAACAAGACCGGAUUUUUUUACUGUUUUACACAUGAAUCAGGAGGCGCUGGCUCUCUAUAACAGGAACCCAACAUUGAGACAUAUGAUAGUGAAAAUAAGAAGAGAUCCCAAUGUUUUUGAAAAAUAUCAGCACAAUAAAGAAUUGGUCAGUCUAGUCAAUUUAUUUGCUGAUUCCAAUCAGGAUCUUCCGAACGGUUGGGAUACAAGGAAGGAUAGGAACGCCAAGCAAUUUUUUAUUGAUCAUACUAACAAGAAAACUACUUACAUCGAUCCUAGAUUACCUUUUGACUUGUUGGCGCCCAGAAGAAUGGUCGAUGAUCAUGCUCCUGCUCCUCCUCCUCGUCCGACAGCAUCAACAACUGUUACUAAUAAUAUUCCAGAAGUUCCAGUGGCAUACAACGAUAAGGUAGUUGCCUUUCUCAGACAACCAAACAUCUUUGAUAUCCUUAGAGAACGACAUCCACCCGUUGGAAAUUCUUCUUCUCUUAGAGACAAGGUUAAUGCAGUUAGAGUGGAUGGUACCAGUGCUUUGGACAGAUUCAGUCAUGAUAUUCACCUGACGAUAUUGCUGAGCCUCUUUGAACAGGAGAUAAUGUCGUAUGUCCCGGCGAUGACUGUAGAAAAUCGCACCAGUUCGUCUACUAGAAGUCCCAGGGGAUCACCGCAACCGUCUCCUAUAGCGUCUCCGGGACUUAGUAGACACAGGGUUACAGCUCCUCAUAAGAGAGACUUCGAAGCUAAACUUCGGAAUUUUUAUAGAAAAUUGGAAAGCAAAGGAUAUGGGCAAGGUCCUGGAAAAUUUAAGCUACACAUUAGAAGGGAUCAUCUUCUUGAAGACGCCUUCAGGAGAAUAAUGUCUGCCAAUAAAAAAGAACUGCAAAAAGGAAAACUUUGCGUAGUAUGGGACAACGAAGAAGGACUCGACUAUGGAGGACCUUCUCGAGAAUUCUUCUUUCUACUUUCUAGGGAACUCUUCAAUCCCUACUAUGGUCUUUUUGAAUAUUCCGCCAACGACACUUAUACUGUUCAAAUAUCACCAAUGUCUGCGUUUGUUGAUAAUUACCACGAUUGGUUUAGAUUUAGUGGUCGUGUUUUGGGUCUAGCUCUGGUUCAUCAAUAUCUCUUAGACGCUUUUUUCACUCGCCCGUUUUAUAAAGCUUUAUUGCGAUUACCCGUAGCUUUAUCUGAUUUAGAGAGUCUCGAUUUUGAGUUUCACCAAAGUCUUCAAUGGAUAAAAGAACACGACGUAUCGAUGCAAGGAGAACUGGAACUUACUUUUGCCGUAACUGAAGAAGUAUUCGGGCAAGUUCUGGAAAGGGAAUUGAAACCUGGUGGAAGAAAUGUACCUGUUACUGAGAAAAACAAAAAAGAAUACUUAGAAAGAAUAGUUCGAUGGCGAUUAGAACGUGGUGUUUCUGAACAAACCGAGUCUCUAGUGCGAGGCUUUUAUGAAGUUGUAGAUCCUAGAUUAGUCAGUGUAUUCGAUGCUAGGGAACUAGAAUUAGUGAUUGCUGGAACAGCUGAAAUCGAUUUAAUGGAUUGGAGGCACAACACGGAGUAUCGUGGCGGAUAUCACGAUCAACAUCCUGUUGUUAUAUGGUUUUGGCAAGCCAUAGAAAGGUUCACUAAUGAACAAAGACUUCGGCUUCUUCAGUUUGUAACGGGUACGUCGAGCAUCCCCUUUGAAGGUUUCUCAGCGCUAAGAGGAUCAAUAGGUCCUCGAAAAUUCUGUAUAGAAAAAUGGGGUAAACCAAACAGUCUUCCAAGAGCACAUACAUGCUUUAAUAGAUUAGAUUUACCUCCGUAUCCAACUUCUGAAGUGCUAUAUGAAAAAUUGUUGCUAGCUGUAGAAGAGACUAAUACUUUUGGAAUAGAAUGAAGAGGCAUUGUGUGUUUAAGCAGUACUAGAGUAAUUAUUGGUCGAAAUGUUACUUGCAUUACUUUUAGAACAUGUUUAAAAUACUUCUUCAUCUACAAAUACAUAGUGAUUAUAUGAAAUUUGAUUUAUUCACUAUCGCAACACUAAUAUUCACAAUUACACUCUCUGAUGUUCAUCUGAAGACAAUGAGCUAGUUAUCGAAACGUAAAUCAGACAAUGUAAUUAUGAGUCAGUAAUCUGAAGGAUUCUAAUUUGUUUUCCUCUAAAAAUGAUUACCUUGUAUUUUCAAAAUUGUAAAAAGUAUUUUAUUUCAUUGAUAAAGUGUUGUAAGUGUAACAGUCGGUUAGUACCUUAAGUGCGAUUUUUUUAUUUCAUUGGAAAUAUGCUUUGGGAUAUAAUAAAUAUUUCCGAAUGAGUUAAUAUUUAAGUUAUUUGGAAAAUUUUGGUUCCUGCGCUUUUAGAGCCAGUAAUAAGUUAUCAACAUAGUUACGUCUAGUAAAAAUUGAUAUAAAUAAAACCUCAAAUCAUUGAUACCGAUUUGUCAAUUUAAAAUUAUCAAAAGACGUAACGUUGUUUGAUUCAAAUUUAUUUAAAGGAAGAAUUACUUACCAAAUAAUAAUUUUAAAUAUGUUUUGUACAUAGCUAAUUAUUGUGUAUAGCUAUAAUUUAUUUCGUUUCUACAAUUUUUUUAAUGUUAGAUAUUCAGUCAUAAUUUAUUAACAAAUGUCAGAUCUUUGGAAAGUGAAAUUAUUGUAACAGUCUACCUCACAAUGGAUUGAUACAUUUCUUCUUCUGUCUUCCAUAAUAUGUCAAACGCCUGUUCCUUCUUCGAUAUCUUUACUCAUCCUGGCUCUAGAUUGUCUUUCGUGGUCUACCUACCUCUACUUUGUGCUCCAAUUAGAGAUUAAUAAGCAUAGAUAGAAAAAGAGGAGGUCCAGUCCUUUUUAACCACUUUUGAAUUUUCAAUUAGAGGCGCUUACGAACACGUAAAUUUUUAAAAUGUUAUAGUUGUCUCUGCGAAUUGCUACUAACUUGUUUUGACGCGAUGGUAAAUCGAAUUCAUUUAGUCUUUUUCAUAUAAAUUCUGAUAAAUUAUGUUGAUAUAGUAUAUCGAAAGUUUUUUUAAAUCAAUUUGUUCAGCUGCUUAUACAAUAUAUUCAUCAACAUCACUAACGCUAAAACCUUACAAGGGGGCCUCUGCUUUUUCUAGCCUCGAACACCAUCCUUUCCGGUCUCUUGCAAGGACCAUUAAGUUUGUUGCACGAAUUUUUGUAACAUCUUCAUAGACUCCGUCUGUCUCUAUUGCCUAUUAGUACGGCUUUUUUGUGGGCAUGUUGUUGUCGAUGCGUGCUACAUGUACUGCCCAUCUAAGCCUACCAAUCUUAUUAUUAUUAUGUCUCUGCUUCCUGAUCCUCUGUAUAAGUUGUAGAUGUCAAAGUUAUAUCUACGAUAUUUUCUUGGACAACCCCGUAAAUUUUUCUCGGUAUCUUUCCCUCGAAGGUUGAUAGUUACGUCUCAUCCAUUUUUGUUACCAAGCUAAGGAAUAAAGAAAUGUUAAAUGAUUUAGGAUACAAUCAAUUCAAAAAUUUGUUGGCAUAAUUUUAAUUUCAAUAAACAGUAGUCUAAGGAAAAAUAUUGGAAUAUUAUGGGAUCCCAACUCUUUUCCUUAACACUUCACAUAAGAACUUGUUUCAUGUUUUCAUUUUAAAUUAUUUAACUAUUUUGAUUGAUUUUUUGACUCAGAUUAUUCUAGUUGUGUUCAAUGAUAAAUGUGGUAAAAAUUAGCUAACAACUACUUGCGUUUUCUCACAUACUCUUCUUGCUAAUGUCUUGCGGAUAUCCGUGCUAAUUUCUUAUAUGUUACCAUGAUAAUAUCAGCUUUCUAUUUUACCUACUAACCCGUUGUGAUGUAGAAGCAAGGAAUUGAAAUUUUGUGAAUUCACAUUCUCAGUUUUGGUUGGAAUUAUGUUAAAAUUUUAACAUAAUUCGAAUUUGUUCAUAGUAAGGUAUACUGAACAAUAAGGUAUUCGCUUUAAUGUUUUUUUUUGUGGAAAUAUGAUUUGAAAUUGAACAGAUACUAUUUAAAUAUGUUGCGUUAACUAUAUAUUAAUAUUAAGAAUUAACGGAAGUAGUAUUGCUAUUAUAUAAUAUAAUAUUUCCAUGAAAAAAUUUAUCAGCAUUUAAUUGAUGUGUGUUUUUGGGUCUAUGUCAAAUCGUCCGAAAAGAAAGUAAUAUUUUUUAUAUUUUGAGAUUUUGAUAUUUGUUAUAAUUAUUUAUUAUUUUAUAGUUUUUAUUCAGUUACCAAUGAUUAUUUCUUAGGUGAAAUUUUAGAUUGUUCAUUUCUAAUAAUGUUGUGAUUUGUUAAAUUCUAGUCAGUAAAUAUAUAUAUACACAUAUAUAUAUAUAUA
Diorhabda carinulata is the source of this 6736-nucleotide messenger RNA. Its product is annotated as E3 ubiquitin-protein ligase HECW2-like. Bases 348 to 4328 code for a protein of 1326 amino acids. NCBI's taxonomy places the organism in Eukaryota, Metazoa, Arthropoda, Insecta, Coleoptera, Chrysomelidae. Gene Ontology annotation, molecular function: ubiquitin-protein transferase activity; protein binding. Gene Ontology annotation, biological process: regulation of dendrite morphogenesis. The transcript has 16 exons. The record is from RefSeq and is a predicted model, not a curated record.